AUGACUGCCCCUUCCUUUGGCGAAAAAGAAUACUGGGAUAUUCGCUUUACUAAAAACCCCUCCCCAUUCGACUGGCUUCUCCCCGCGGCAGCCAAACCUUUUCUUUCUUCGAUUCGAUCAACGCUCUCUACUGCACCUUCCCCGCGAGUUCUUCACAUAGGUUGUGGAACUUCUUCGCUUUCAUAUAAUCUAAAAGAUAUCGCCAAGGAUCCAAGUCAUAUCUAUAAUGUCGAUUUCUCAUCUAUAGUUGUCGAGGCAGGAGAGUCUAAGGAUGGGAGCAUGAAUUGGAAAACACUCGAUUUAUUAUCAACCCAACAGAUCUUGGAGUUUGAGAAAUCAGUAUCAGCUGACGAUGAAGGGGGUUUUGGUCUGAUCAUCGACAAGUCAACUGCAGACGCGAUAGCCUGUGCGGAUGAUGUAGCCGUCGAACUUCCUUAUGUGAUUACAGCGGAAGCUAUUGAAGGAAGAGGUCAAACUACCGCAGAUAUUCAUCCAUUGGUGAUAUUAUCGCUACAUAUGGCGUAUUUGACAGCCCCGGGUGCGAAAUGGUUGUUAUUGAGCUAUAGCAGCUUUAGGUGUUCCUUCCUGACAUCCCAGGAUCCCGAUGACAGAUAUGUCAAGGAAGAAGUCUUGGAGAAGGGACUUACAGACCCGAGGCUGCUAUGGAAGGUUAUCAAAGAAGAGGCUUUAGGUGCCCGCGAGGAAGUUAGUGAGGCUAGUGGUGUAGUGGCACGGCCUGUGGUUAAACAUAUGUUGUAUACUCUUGAAAGGACGUCCGUCAAACUAGUCAGCAACAUAAGAUAG
Orbilia oligospora ATCC 24927 is the source of this 804-nucleotide messenger RNA. RefSeq lists its product as uncharacterized. Lineage: Eukaryota; Fungi; Ascomycota; Orbiliomycetes; Orbiliales; Orbiliaceae. The transcript has a single exon. The coding region runs from base 1 to 804 and encodes 267 amino acids. The record is from RefSeq and is a predicted model, not a curated record.